UAUGAACAUGAAAUGUUUAUAAAUUUCAAAGAAGUGCUAACCAAUAAAUCAACAAGUUAUAUUGAAGCCCAAUGUUAAGGUUACUAUAAAUUUAAAAUGUAUUAGUUUGGUUAGGAAUGAGUCAGAAAGAAGUAAGGCAAAUUCACGCACUAGAAAUGAUUGUAGAUGAAAAAGAUAAUGAUAAUAACUUGCAACAAAAUUUCUUGAAUGAAAAAGAAGAAGAUGCAAAUGUGGAGGAGGAACUUUUAAACUACGUAGCUAAAAGCAAAGCAACUUUUAUAAGUCAACAAAAGGAUGAUCCAGAUUUAAGUUUAGAAGAAAAAUUAACAAUUGCUCGUGAUGUUCUUAAAAAAAGCCAUUGUUCGUUCUUAUCAAAAUUUGGACACUACUUAAAAGAAGAACACUUAAAAUAUUUUGAGAAGGAUAAAGAUGAAGACUAUGAAAUUGCUCACCAUAUUAAUAGACUGCGAAGGUAUUUUAAUAAUUCAACAAGACAAACAGAUAUUAGAAAUAGGCGGUAUCAAGCUUUAAAAACUUUGAUCGAUGAAGGGGAAUACUUCAGUGAAACAGAAAUGAUGAAACGAAAUCCAUUAUUAUACGAACAUUUGAUUGGACAAUAUAUGACUGAAAAGCAAAAACAGAUAAGAGAUAAUAUAGAUACUAAAAAUAUUACUUUUGUAAAUUUAUUAAUGGAGAGCAUUGACAGAGAUAAUAUAAGUAAGAAAAAAAAAUUACAAGAAGAAGAGGAACAGAAUGUAUUGGAAGAAACUGAAUCAGAUGAAGAACAGCAAGAUAGUUGUACAUUAAAACUUAAUACAGAAAAAACUGAACAGUGGGGAAAAUUUUUAGAAUUACACAAACCAGAACCUCAUAAUGAACUACAAAUAAUAAAUAAAAAGCCACAUAAUAUAUCUAAAGCAGAAAAACAAAUACUUAAACAAGAAUUUGUAAGCUACAUGUAUCAAAAUUUUUUAGAUGGGAAAGAUACAGAUUUUGAUUAUAGUACUGUUGAUAAUAAUGAAGCAUAUGAUAACAUUGAUAUAAGAUCACAGGAUGAAGAAGAUAAAUACUUUGAUUCAGAAUCUCCAGAAAUUGUAAAUUUAACUGAGGAUAUAAAUGAGAAUGAGACUGAGGAUGAAUUGGAUAUUUAUAUGAAAUCAUUGAAGGAGCAGGUUGCUACAAAUGCAAAAAAAUCCUUGGAUAAUCUUGUAUGCGAUGAUUAAUUAAAAUUCUUUUAUAUGUAUCAUAUUGUAAAUAAACAUUUAUGAAUAGUA
Megachile rotundata (alfalfa leafcutting bee) is the source of this 1274-nucleotide messenger RNA. Its product is annotated as coiled-coil domain-containing protein 97. Lineage: Eukaryota; Metazoa; Arthropoda; Insecta; Hymenoptera; Megachilidae. The record is from RefSeq and is a predicted model, not a curated record.